This is a messenger RNA of Sus scrofa (pig), 4788 nucleotides long. NCBI's taxonomy places the organism in Eukaryota, Metazoa, Chordata, Mammalia, Artiodactyla, Suidae. The record is from RefSeq and is a predicted model, not a curated record.
ACUCCAUAUGCCGCGGGAGCGGCCCAAGAAAUAGCAAAAAAACAAAACAAAACAAAACAAAAAAACCACAAAAAUCUAUUAAAGUCUGGCCUCGGUAGACAGUUAGCUGGAUUUCUAAAGAACGAAGUGCGUGCAUAUGUGUGUGUGUGUGUGUGUGUGUGUGUGUGUGUCAGGUUUUACUAAGAUCUUUGUCAAUGACAGACAUGGAGUCUAAAACCACACUAAAGGUCAUUGUUCAAAACCAGUAAAAUAUAACAUCCAAUAAAAUGUCAUUUCAAGUGUUAUAAGUAACAUUUAUGAAAUAGGCUGUUGCGUGUUUUUGCCCCCAAAUUCUAAUGCGUUGUUUUAGUUGAUGCAGUCAUGCGAAGUGUGUAUGUGGGGUCUUACAAAUGGGAGAUUUGGGAUGCUGGCUUUUUGAAACAGCUGUUCAUACACUCAAAUCCUUGACCAGUAGUGAAUUUUACUUUUUGGGUCUGCUAAAAAAAUUCAGCUAGAAAUAAUCUAAUCUGGAAUUAACUGCUUUUAUACUUGUACCUAUCAUUUCAGUGAAAUUCAACACAUCUGUUGAUUAGUGUCAGAAGUAGUUGACUAGGUAAUCUUUACUGGGACCUUUUGAGUAUUAAUUAAGAGCACUUUUUAGCAUAAUGUGUGUUAGGUGGUAGUUUCCAUAUAAUGAUCCGUGCAGUCACGUGGGAGUAUAUUGCAUACAUUCUGCAGUGUUCAGAUGUACAGUCACAUGGGGAGAGGACAGUAUUACUGACACUCUUUAAAGCAGGUAUGUGGUUAUCAAGUAUUUUAAAAAAGAACCCCCAGCCAAAUGUUUUCCAUGAUUAAAAAUAUUUUUAAACAAAGGGGAGAAAUCACUAAAUUCAGUGAGCUAUUGUAAAUAAAUGUUCUAGGGACUGUUUCCUUCAACUGAGGUCAUUAUGGGAUACGAUAAAUAAAGAAGUGGAAACAAGUGCCUCAGUGCAAUAGACCGUGCUCAGUGAGUUUCUGUUGCACAGCAAAAUGUAUGAUUCCUCUGCUGGUUUUAGAGAUUCAUGGUGCCUUUUGUACCCAGGAAAAUAAUCAUGCAAUGGGAAGGAGAGGGAUAGGCUCUUUUCUAAAAGGCCGCAUCAUUUCUUGAAGUGAGAUAUGAGAAGUGAAAAUCAGUAAUGUUCUAUAAAGAAAUCAUUGAGACUGUUUUGUAGGAAGAGCGGUAAGUAUAAAUUGUGCCCUUUCAAGAGAAUUUCAGCGUUACUGUUGCUCUCUGAAAAAAAUGAAAUGAAUUAGAAUGGUGAUACGGAAAAAAAAAAAGGAAAAAUAAGGGGGAAAUGGACAAGGAAAGCGUAAAACUUUAUCCAAUAUAUUGAUAAUAAGUAUUCAAAAUUACUGUGCUCUGAGAUCGUUUAAGCCAAGUCUGUGUUAUAGUUAUCAUUCUACACCUGGUGCGAGAUUUGAAAAGUGGGAAAUAAUUAUGUCAACAUAUAGAUGUUUACAUAUUAACUCUACCUGAUUUACCUAAAAACCUUACAAGGUGGGAUAAUGACAUUCCUAAUAGUACAAAUUAAACGUUAUUAAAUAUACAGACGUCUAAAAGGGUCGGUUCCGCUGGGCACUCGUUUCUAGUUAUGAUAGCUGGUUAAAGGGAUGCAGCAGGGGCUGCAGUUUCCCAGUGCGGACUCUGGGCGCCGCUGUUGGCCAAAGUGGAGAGCGAGGCGCUGGCCACCUCCUCGCGCAGCCGCAGCGCACCCUCCCCAGCUCAGACUCGCUCGCUGGAGCCUUCCUACCGCCAACUCCUCUGGCAAAGCAGCAGCCCGGGCGGACCCGCACGCCGGAAAUACAGCUCUUCCGAGGCCCGGACAGCUACCACCCAGAGACGGCGUUUGUAAUCCGGCGACUCCAAGCCGGUGAGCAAAGCCGAGGGAGCAAGAGGGAUGGGGAGCGGCGCGGGGAAGCGGGGCUGGGCUCCGAGGCGGCCAGGGCUCUUUGCCUGCCUGCUGUCUUUGUUCUGCCUGGCGCUGUCUGAGCAGAUCCGCUACAGGAUUCCCGAGGAGAUGGCCCAGGGCUCGGUGGUGGGGAACCUCGCCAAGGACCUGAGACUCAGUGUCCACGAGUUAGCGACUCGAAACCUGCGCGUCAGUUCGGAGAAGCCUUACUUCGCAGUGAGCGCAGAGAGCGGGGAGUUACUUGUGAGCAGCCGGCUGGACCGGGAGCAGAUAUGCGGGAAGAAGCCAGCCUGUGCUCUGGAGUUUGAGGCAGUUGCUGAAAAUCCACUGAACUUUUAUCACGUGAAUGUGGAGAUCGAGGACGUUAAUGACCACACGCCAAAAUUUACGCAAAGUUCCUUUGAGCUGCAAAUAAGUGAGUCCACAAAACCCGGUGCUCGAUUUAUCUUAGGAUCUGCCCAUGAUGCAGAUAUUGGUACCAACUCACUGCAGAAUUACCAGCUCAGUCCUGAUGAUCAUUUCUCACUCGUGGUUAAAGAGAAAUUCGAUGGCAAUAAAUACCCUGAGCUGGUACUGAAGACACCUUUAGACAGGGAAGAACAGACGUCCCAUCACUUGACUUUGACUGCCUUGGACUUUGGGGAUCCACCCUUAAGCAGUACUGCACAGAUACGGGUCCAAGUGACUGAUGCCAACGAUAACCCUCCAGUGUUCAGCCAAGAACUAUACAGGGUGGAGCUUCCAGAAAACGUGUUGCCAGGCUUUACUGUGCUCCGAGUGAUGGCCACCGACCAAGAUGAGGGUGUAAAUGCUGAGAUCACCUUCUUUUUCACUGAAGCAGACCAGAUUACCCAGUUUGACCUGAAUUCUAAUACUGGGGAAAUUACUAUUCUAAAUACACUAGAUUAUGAAGAGGUCAAAGAGUAUUCCAUAGUUUUGGAAGCAAGGGAUGGUGGAGGAAUGAUUGCCCAGUGCACAGUGGAGAUAGAAGUCCUAGAUAUAAAUGACAACGUCCCAGAAGUGAUAUUCCAGUCUCUACCAGGUCUUAUUAUGGAGGACACCAAGCUGGGAACACACAUUGCUUUGCUCAAAGUUCGUGACAAGGAUUCUGGACACAAUGGGGAAGUUAUUUGUAAAUUAGAAGGCUACGUUCCAUUUAAAAUACUCACUUCUUCAAGAAACGCAUAUAGAUUAGUGACAGAUGGAGCUCUAGAUCGUGAGCAGACCGCUGAGUAUAACAUCACCAUCACAGCCACCGACAAGGAGCCGCCCCUCUCCUCCAGGUCAAGCAUCACCCUGCACAUCGGUGAUGUCAACGACAACGCUCCGGUUUUCCAGCAGGCCUCCUACGAGGUCCACGUGGCGGAGAACAACCCGCCCGGCGCCUCCAUCGCGCAAGUGAGCGCUCGCGAUCCCGACCUGGGGCCCAACGGCCACGUCUCCUACUCCCUCGUGGCCGGCGACCUGGAGCCGCGCGCGCUGGCGUCCUACGUGUCCGUGAGCGCGCAGAGCGGCGUGGUGUUCGCGCAGCGCGCCUUCGACCACGAGCAGCUGCGCGCCUUGGAGCUGACGCUGCAGGCCCGCGACCACGGCUCGCCCGCGCUCCGCGCCAACGUGAGCCUGCGCGUGCUGGUGGGCGACCGCAACGACAACGCGCCCAGGGUGCUGUACCCGGCGCUGGGGCCCGACGGCUCGGCGCUCUUCGACACGGUGCCGCGCGCCGCGCAGCCCGGCUACCUGGUGACCAAGGUGGUGGCGGUGGACGCGGACGCGGGGCACAACGCGUGGCUGUCGUACCACGUGCUGCAGGCCAGCGAGCCGGGCCUCUUCAGCCUGGGGCUGCGCACGGGCGAGGUGCGCACGGCGCGGGCCUUGGGCGAGCGGGACGCGGCCCGCCAGCGCCUGCUGGUCGCGGUGCGCGACGGGGGCCAGCCGCCCCUGUCGGCCACCGCCACGCUGCUCCUGGUGUUCGCGGACAGCCUGCAGGAGGCGCUGCCGGACCUGGGGGACGCUCCUGCCCCUUCGGACGCCCAGGCUGAGCUGCAGUUGUACCUGGUGGUGGCCUUGGCGCUGAUCUCGGUGCUCUUCCUGGUGGCGGUGAUCCUGGCGGUCGCCCUACACGUGCGACGUUCCUCCAGGCCCGCGGCCUGGGGCUGCUUUCAGCCUGGCCUCUGUGUCAAGGCCGGGCCCGUGGGUCCCCCCAACUACAGUGAAGGAACGUUGCCCUAUUCCUACAACCUGUGCGUUGCCCACACUGGAAAGACAGAGUUUAAUUUUCUGACAUGUAGUGAGCCGUUGAGUUCAGGACAAGACAUACUUUGUGCUGAGUCACCUGGGGCCUUAUUUCCACUUUGUAAUUCCAGUGAGUCAACCUCCAACCAGGUGAGUUUCCUGUAAGUAUAAUCUCUUUUAUGCUCUAGACAGUCCUCCAUAUUCACAGGAAAAUACAGGGCACAUGUCUGUUUUAUUUUGCCUUCCUUUAUUGUGCUUCUGCUUUUUUUUUUUUUUUUUCCAUUUGUAUUGAAAAGUUGGCAAGCCUGAGUUAAGCACGUCUGUAGGCACCAUUCAUCCAACCGUAUUUGCUUACUUCUCGUCUGUGUCACAUUGUGGUAAACCCAAGACGUUUCAAACUCUCAUUAUAUUCGUCACGGUAAUCUAUGAUCAGUGAUCUGUGAUGUUACUAAUGCAAAAACAUGUUCAACUCACCGAAGGCUUCAAAGAUGGUUAGUGGUUUUUAGCAGUAAAGUAUUUUUAACCAAGGUACAAACAUUUUAACAAUAUAAUGCUAUUGCACACUUAAAGCAUAACUUUUAUAUGCACUAGGAAACAAAAAAAAUUGUGUAAUUUGCUUUAUUUCACU